UGGGCGCAGACUGUGCCGACUGCAGUGGAUGAGCUCGGGGAACUCUCUUGUCCGUGUGCCACGCCGCUUUAGGAGCAGAUGCCAUGCCACUGCUAAGCUGCUUUUCAGUGCGUAUAAGAAAGUGAAGAGGCUCAAUCAAGGCACACAGUCUUAAUGAUUUAGUAUAGUAUAGUCUCUGCUCAUUCAACAGAAGGAAUCUGUCCCGAAUGGUAUCGAGUGCACUGUCAGUGCUACACACAGAAAUGGGGCGGUUGACGAUCAUUUCCUUUCUUGUCCUAGUGACUUUAACUGCCAAAGCCCACAGUAAUUUGAUCCCAGAAAUCACCACAGAUGAUCUCAUUCGUGUUCGUGAGGACACCCCUGUAGGUCAUCGUGCAUUUAUGAUUAAUGCAACGGAUCCUGAAGGGGUACCACUGAGAUACAGUUUUAAAUCUGUGUCAGCCCUUUUCCAGCCUAACCCGACGACAGGAGAGGUAACAGUCAAGUCUCCACUGGACAGAGAGGGGCAGGAAGUACACACGUUAAUGCUAGUAGUCAGUGAUGGUGUAUACACAGAUGUGCAAAAAACAGUUACUGUAGUAUUAGAAGAUGGUAAUGACAACCAGCCUGUAUUCCAAGGGACACCAUAUAAUGCCAAAAUUCCAGAGAAUGCAGCCCUAGGGACCACUGUUUUAAGAGUGUCCGCAAAAGAUGCUGAUUCAGGAACUUCUGGAUAUGUGGGCUAUUAUAUGUCUGGGGUCACACCAAGUGAUGGAGCAGGUCUCUUUGAAAUUGGGGAAAGAACUGGGGCUAUCACACUGAUGGGAGGACUGAGCUUCACAGAGAAAAGCACUUUCUAUCAGUUAGAUGUCACCGCAAAGGAUGGUGGUGGGAUACUUGAAGGACAGCAAGUUAUUCAGUCAAGCUCAGUCUUCAUCUUUGUUAAUGUGGAGGAUGUCCCAGAUAUAGACCCUCUGUUCGUGAAUCUCCCCAGCACUGCCACUGUGGAGGAAGGAACUCCUUCGGGUACAUCUGUCUUUAAAGUGCGAGCCAGAGACCCCGACACAGGCAUCAACUCACCGAUAAAGUACAGCAUUGCAAGCGCCUCUGCAACUGGCCUGUUCCAAAUCGAUGAGGAUAGUGGCGUCAUAUCUGUCCAAGCACCAUUUGAUCGGGAGCAGUAUUUGGAAUCAGAUGGAGUCAUCACUCUAGAAAUAAAGGCAGAGGAGUCCACACCGAAUGUGCAUGAUGUCAAUGCAUUUGCAACCAGUGAAAUUCAGAUCACCAUCAGGGACGUAAACGACAAUAAACCAGAGUUUUACGAUUGCACUGAGGCCUGUGUUAUUCAGAACACGUUCAGUGGGAAUAUAGAUGAGCAUUCAGCUGUUGGACUCUCUGUGUUGGGCCUGAGCAUGAAGGUGAUAGAUGGGGAUAAGGGUGAAAACAGCACAUUCACCCUGAGUAUUGAGGGCCCAGGCAAGGAUGCCUUCUCUGUCUCCCCAAGCCGUGCCGUGUCAAAUACUAUAGUGCAAAUUCUGAUGAAGACCCCUGCAGACGUCGACUUCGAGAAGGGUGCCUUUAUGACAGUGAAGUUGAUUGCUGUGGACACCAAAAAAGAGGAGUUCAAAUCUACCGCCACUGUCACCAUUACAAUCAAUGACAUCAAUGACAACAGUCCCAAAUUCAAACAGGAGACCUACAACUUAGAAAUUGAGGAGCACAGUCCAGCAGGAACAGAGAUAGCAACCAUCACAGCCACUGAUCCAGAUACAGAAGAUGUUGGAAACAUUGUCUACAAACUGCUUCCAGAGAGCAUGUUGGAGUUCUUCAACGUCGACCCAGACACUGGAAGAAUCACAGUUGAAAACGGUGACCUUCUGGACAGAGAGGGCCGCAGUUUUUACUCUGCCAAUCUGCAGGCAAAAGACAAGGCCAACAACACUGGCACUGCCAUCCUGGAGAUCACACUCCUGGACAAGAAUGACAACGCACCAAAAAUGAUCAGAGAGUCGUACAUUGCUUUUGUCAACGAGGGUCCUGGUGUUAACCUUAAACUUCAAAUCCAGGCUAUUGAUGAUGAUCAACCUGGCACAGACAACAGCAAGAUCGAGUAUCAAAUUGUCGAAAGUGAAUUUAGUCACGAUUUCACAAUUAACAAGGAUACUGGUAUUUUAAAAAUGACAGACGCCCUGGACAGGGAGGCUCUGGACCCUGCAUUAAAUGGAGUGAUUGAGCUGAAUGUGACUGCUUAUGACAAAGGAAUACCACCCCUUGGAACCUCGGUCAUAGUGGAAAUCAAUGUUGGGGACAUCAAUGACAACAGCCCCCUCUUCCAGAAAAAAGAGUAUAACUUUGAAGUGAAAGAAAGUGAGAAAGGUGCUUUCAUCAACUCUGUGUUGGCCAAAGACAAGGACCAGACCGAGAUGAACAACCGGAUCUCGUUCAGCAUCACCGGAGGCAGUUCCGGGACCUUCUCGGUCCGUAGCGUCCCAGCGCCAAACAACACAGGCUACUGGGGGAACAUCAGCGUGGACCAGGACAUCGAGCUAGAUUAUGAAACCCGCAAGACUUACACCUUCAAAGUGCAGGCUCUGGACUUGGACAGGAAAGAAGACUCAGCCACCGUGAUUUUGAAAGUUUUGGAUGUCAAUGACGAGACGCCCAGCUUAAAAACGGGCCUAGUAAUAGAAACGAAAGAGAACAACACCGUAGACGGAGGUGUGAUUGGUAAGAUUGUGGGUGACGAUAAAGACACCGUGCACCAGCUUGAAUAUGAACUUCUCCGCACCGAGUGUCCAUGCAAUGAGUCUGGAGUUUGCCAGGAGGAGUGGUUCCUGGUGGAGCCUUCAGGGAACGUGAAGAUCAACCCAGAGUAUGUGGUUGACUAUGAAAGUUGCCACGAGGUGAUCCUGCACGUGCAAGUGACUGACACUUUAACAGAGCUUGGCAAGAAUAGCAGUGAGGGGACAAUUACUGUCCGAAUCGAAGAUAUAAAUGACCACGUCCCAGAGUUCAUCCAGACACAACCCAACUUUGUUGUUGCCGAAAGCACAGACAGAGAUACAUCUGUGGCCAGCGUGUCUGCAACAGACCGGGACUCAGGGGAGAACGCCAUCAUAACGUUCGAAGUGCUGGCAGUGAGGUUCGUCAACAACAAUAACGAGACUGAGGACCUUAACAAAAUCUUCAAGGUGGACCAGCCACCAACACCUUCAGACAACACUGGAAUAAUACGAUCUCUUCAGAGUCUGGACGCCAGCAAGAAGGGGAGAUAUGUGAUCACGGUUGAGGUGAAGGACAAAGGAGGACUGAGUUCAACUUCAGAAGUUGUGAUCUUCACCGUCGACCAGACUUUCAAAGUGUCCCUGGAGUUCCGAUCUACUGCAGAAGAUUUUGCUAAUAACCAGGCAAAUAUUAAAUGGGCGCUUGAGUCAUCCACUGGAACAACAGUUCAUAUUGUCAAGGUCUCUGGACAAACAGAACAGAGGGCUGCUGCCUUAACUAUUGUGGAGGCUUAUUUCAUCUUUCCUGAUGGCACUGCCCUGCAACAUGACACUGUUUUAAACAUGGUGAAUGGCAACGGAAACACAGAGUACCGGGAUGUUCUAUUAGGGCAGGGGCUCUCAGGAGUGAAUGCUGGCUCUGAGGACAAUCAAGGAGAAGGCAACAUAGAGAUGUUCCUCCUGCUUGGAGUGGUGGGAGGCCUGGUGAUCGUGCUGAUUGUCAUGUCGACUUUACUGGUGUUCAUGAGGCGGAACUAUCAGAGGAAGCUCAAAGCAGCCAAGGCCAUGAACUCCGCAACGAUGUCCAUAUCGGAAAACCAGAAAUCUGGCCCAGUCGUUCCCGGCACCAACAAGUAUACAAUGGAAGGGGCGAACCCGGUGCUCAACCUCAACAUCGAAACGACCACAGAUCUGGGCUUCGACGAGGAGGACUCCAACAAUGACAGAUCCAGCCAUCAAAUCAAUUGUCUAUACUGCCUUAAUUCCCUGGACUACAACAUUGACAUGAACAUGAGUGAGAAAGACACUAUGCCAAUGAUGGUAAUCGAGGAGGAAGAUGAAGAGAACGGCCAAAACUAUUACGAGCCGCUGGGAGCAGCACUCGCUCAAAGAGGCAAGAGGAAGGGUGGAGAAGACACCCCGUCCCUGACCUUCGACAACCCUGCUCUCAGCACCACAGACCUGUGAAGCUCUGACUGACUGACACCACACGGGCACACAUGCCAACUUCAACUCAUACCACCUGGAGUGCCCGCCAAGCCCCCCCAAAACAAAACAAAACA
Molecule: messenger RNA, 4264 nt
Organism: Clupea harengus (Atlantic herring)
Lineage: Eukaryota; Metazoa; Chordata; Actinopteri; Clupeiformes; Clupeidae
Product: cadherin-related family member 2-like
Biological process (GO): adherens junction organization; cell migration; cell-cell junction assembly
Cellular component (GO): adherens junction; plasma membrane; catenin complex
Molecular function (GO): calcium ion binding; beta-catenin binding; cadherin binding
Source: RefSeq, a predicted model, not a curated record